CCUUCAAAGACGGUUGUUGACGUUUUGCGCGUGGAUACAAUUCUUGUUUUGGACGAAUACGUGGAUAUAUUUAGCAAACAACACUCUUAAAAAUAGAAAGUAAACACGUUCAAAGAAGGAAAUGGUGAAGAUGUCCUAAAGAAACAAUCAAUUUGUUGACAACCAAAUAUUGCACUUACUUGCCAAAGUUUACUACAGUACAUAUACUUAGCUAGCUUCGGAUCGACGAUGUGACUAAAAAUCUUUCUGCAUUGUAAAUGGAUGGUCGGGAAACAAGGACUACCAAUAGCUAAUCAAUAAAAAAAAAUAUAUGUAUACAUUUUAGACACUCAAGAUCGUCGUAUUCCAGCAUUUAAUAUAGCCAACUCGACUGCGUUUCAGAACUUUCAGUCCGAGUGUGAGAAGCGCAGACCGACAGUAGCCAUGUUUCCUCUAGAUUCGACAUGGAACCUCUCCUUUGCAGGUUGCGGUUUCUUGGGGAUCUACCACAUUGGUGUUGCCAGUUGUCUACUGGAACAGUGUCCCGUUUUAGUGCACAAUGCUCGGCACAUUUACGGUGCUUCGGCUGGAGCUCUCACCGCCUCGGCACUGGUCUGCGGGGCAUGUUUAGGCGAGGCAGGUGCCAGCAUGAUUACUGUGGCGAAGGAGGCCCGUAAGCGUUUCCUGGGGCCCAUGCACCCCUCCUUCAACUUGGUGAAGAUAUUGCGUGCCAUGCUGUUUAAAAACCUGCCGCCUGAUUCCCACCGGCGUGCCAGCGGUAGGUUGGGCAUAUCCCUGACCAGGGUGGCAGAUGGAGAGAAUGUCCUGGUGUCCCACUUCAGUAGCAAGGAGGAGCUGGUGCAGGCGUGUGUCUGCAGUACCUACAUCCCUGUGUACUGUGGCCUUAUUCCUCCAACGCUACAAGGAGUGCGGUAUGUGGAUGGAGGGAUAAGUGACAACCUGCCCCAGUAUGAGCUGAAGAACACCAUCACAGUCUCCCCGUUCUCUGGAGAGAGUGACAUCUGCCCUAGAGACAGGUCCACCAACAUGCACGAACUCCGCUUUACCAACACCUCCAUCCAGUUCACACUCACCAACCUGUACAGAGUGUCACGCGCUCUGUUCCCUCCUGAUCCACAGGUAAUGAAGAACAUGUGUAAACAGGGAUAUAAAGAUGCCCUGCACUUCUUAAAGAACAAUGGACUGCUUAACUACCAAGGACCGCACCGACCUCUGGUAGUGGAUGGUGAGGACGAGGAAGAUGAUGUCAUGAAUGAUGGUGAAGAGCAUGAGGGGCAGCGUGUGGAGAAUGGAAUCAGAACCAGAGAGGACAGGGCAGCAGCACCCCCCGAGUCCAGUUCCACAGUCCAGGACCAGAUCUUCCAGCACCUUCCCCCUGGACUCCACCAAGCUCUGGUGGAAGCCUGCACAGAAAAAUACAGCCUGGUCCAGUCGCUUGGCAACCUGCUGCCUGUCAGGAUGGCGACGGCCAUGAUGCUUCCCUACACCCUCCCACUAGAGUCUGUCCUGUCUAUGACUGUCAGGCUUUUGGAAUGGCUGCCUGACGUACAAGAGGAUGUGGGCUGGAUCAGGGAACAGACCGUUAAAGUUCUUCAGAGUGCCAUGACCCGAGCAACCAACACUAUCUCUGGAAGGUUUUCCUACCAGUUGGAGCUGCGCCACUGCCAGUCGCUGCCCAGCCAGUUACACCCAGCCUGCCUGCUCCCCAGCUGGGUCAGAGGGAGCAGCUCGUCAGUCCUGGAUGUCAUCAGUCGUCUGGACCACUACCAGAAACAGCUGCUCCCAGGCUUCUUCUGUGUCAACCUGGAUGUCCAGGGCUCCUUCUGCACCAGGUUGUCCGGGGAGAUCCCAGGCCCAGAAUGGUCCACUACAUCUGGGGAGGGAGGAACAGGAUCAGCCCUGGCCCCGACGACCCCAAUUAUGGAUCCAGAAGACGGGCUGAUGAUGAGGAGGGUCAGUGAAGACCACAACUCAACUCCAGUCUUACUGUAGUAAAACAAAAUGGUAGGAUGAUAUUAGAAUCACAGACACUGAUAAGUAGCAACCAAGACUGAGGAUCACAAUCUGAAUUACAGACACUGAUAAGAAGCAGCCAAGACUGAGGAUCACAAUCUGAAUUACAGACACUUAUAAAAAGCUACAAAAUGUCCAUCACUGUUGCCAUGGGACACCCAUUACAUUCCCAAGGACUUUGCACUUAUCAGCGCUUUCCAGUCUCUUGUCAUCAGUGCCCUGCAUUGACUUACACGUCAUUCCAGUCUCUUGUCAUCAGUGCCCUGCAUUGACUUACACGUCUUUUCAUGAUCCAAGUCAUUAAGAUGACUAAGAGAUGGAACUAGUUUCUGUUCAGUCAACAUGAUCUCAUAACUCAUUCUGGCCUUUCCUGAAUUAAUUGACGAAGCAGCAAGCCCCAGUCAGUUGAUGAUUCUGAUGUGCCAGACGGAAGGUUCUAGAUCAGCUAGUCUGGGACUGCAAAACAUUUGAAAUUUAGAUCUAGAUUUCAAAAAUAUGUUUAAAUUUAGGUGUAAUAUACAUAUAGUAGUAUAUUAGGAGUGGUAUAGGAGUAGUACAACAGGAGUAGUGUACUAGAAAUAGUUUACUAGGAGUAGAAGUAGUAUACUUGGUGUGAUAUAGGAGUAGUAUCCUUGGAGUGGUAUAGGAAUACUAUAAUUUGAGUGGUAUAGGAGUAGUAUUCUUGGAGUGGUAUAGAAGUUGUAUACUUGGAGUGAUAUAGAAGUAUACUCGGAGUGAUAUAGUAGUAUACUUGGAGUGGUAUGGAAGUAGUAUACUUGGAGUGGUAUAGGAGUACUAUAAUUGGAGUGGUAUAGGAAUACUAUAAUUGGAGUGGUAUAGGAAUACUAUAAUUGGAGUGGUAUAGGAGUAGUAUAUUUGGAGUGGUAUAGAAGUAGUAUACUUGGAGUGGUAUAGAAGUAGUAUACUUGGAGUGGUAUAGAAGUAGUAUACUUGGAGUGGUAUAGGAGUAGUAUACUUGGAGUGGUAUAGGAGUAGUAUACUUUGAGUGGGGAUGAUAUAUAAGGGAAACUAAAAGUACUUUCAUCUCUAAUCAUUCAGUGUAACAGGUGUGUAGGAACAGAACUCGUUCAACAGUGGGAUGUUAGAAUCCUCAAUUUGUUUUUCUUUUUACAGAAAACUGUAUAAUGCUGGUUAAAGAAAACUAAACUAUUAUCUAAUAAUAGUAUAUUUUAAAAAUAAAUGUGCCAAUACCAAUUUCAGAAGCAUGCAAAUGGAUGCAUGGUAAUGUAUUUGAUAUUACUAUCAUCUUUUUGUAAUUAUAAAACAAUCUAAACAAUUAACCAUGCACAUAAGGAGAAAACGUAGCACUCAGAACACAGCUAACACUGCUUUGCUGUGUUUGUGUUCUGAUAGAAUGUAGUUAGACCAGUUAGUCAGACUGUCUUCACUCACGACUUCAGGGCUGUAUUCAUCACGGCACACUGUGCAAACAUUUCUCAGACGGACAACAGAAACAAGCAUUUCUUAUUGGACUUUUCACUCUGUUUCUGAACAUUCUCUGAUAUUUAGUGCUGGGUAAACAGCCCAGCCACGUGUGCUUUCUGGAGAGACAGUGCCAGCAGCCCUGAGAAAAUGGAAGAGAAAAGGAAGGAAGGAAGGAAGGAAGGAGAAGGUGAAGAAAUGAAGGGGAACUAGAGCUCUCCUAUUUUUUGUUAUAACUGGCUGUGACUGGUUAUAAUUGGCUUUGACUGGUUAUAUCUGGAUUUGACUGGUUAUGACUGACUUUGACUGGUCAUUGUUGACUGACUGGUUAUGACUGACUGGUCAUUGCUGAUUGGAUUUUACUGAGUUUAACUGGAUGAGACUGAGUUUGACUUGAUUUUACUGAGUUUGACUGGAUUUUACUGAAUUUGACUGGAUUUGACUGGAUUUGACUGACUUUGACUGGAUUUGACUGACUUUGACUGGAUUUGACUGACUUUGACUGGAUUUGACUGAGUUUGACUGGAUUUUACUGAAUUUGACUGGAUUUGACUGACUUUGACUGGAUUUGACUGACUUUGACUGGAUUUGACUGAGUUUGACUGGAUACUGCUGACUUUUGACUGGAUUUGACUGGUUAUGGGUAGAUGAUGUAUUACUAUGCAAUGCAAAUGCCAAACAAUGCAAUAUUUUAAACCAAUGCCAUUUUUAUAUCAGUGGCAUUUAUAUUAUAUAAAAUAUAUUAUAAAGGUAUUGGAACGUCUCAACCAAACUAUUAAAUGGAGAGGCCCGUUCUAUCAUGUUGUACUGCUCUGUCUGAACCACUUGUACUGUUUCUUUGUUUAGGUCAAUUUAUUUAGUUUUUGUUUAUUAAUGUUAAUUUCUACAUGUGCCGCAAAGCCUAGAUUUUACUGUAUUUUAAUGUCUGGACACUUGAUUUUGACCAUAAAUUACAUAUGAGUAUGUACAUGAUCAUUCUAACACAGUAAUCAGUAUAUUCAUUCCAGAUAAAGAGAAUCAAGCAUCUAAAAUGCUUCUGAAACAUUUCCCUGUGAUGAAGGCGCCCAGCGGCCUAAUGAAGUAAUUACAUGAGGAAUCAGAACAAAUGGUUGGAACUGAAAUGUGUUUGUUAUUAGCCGUGUAAGAACAGAAAUGUGUCCCAAAUUGCACUGUAGGCUAUUCCCUGUAUGCUUUUGACUAGAGCUCUAAUGGGGACCAGGCUCAUCGGUAGUGUGCUGUAAAGGGAAUAGCAUGCCAUUUGGGAGUAGCGUGAUGUGUUUUGAUGUCCAUAUGGGAUGGGUUGGUCAAUACUACAACAUCUACCUUACAUGGAGACUAUGACACCUACAGGAAAAAUGCACCCAACCGCUGUGAAUUCCUCAAUUCACCUGAUGAAAGGCAUAAUGCAAGUGCCUCAAUAUUGUGAAAGAUUUUGAAAACAUGAUUGCUGAUGCAAACUAAUGACAAAAGGGAUGUUUUGUUUAAUCAAAUCUAGACUGCAAUUUAGUGUUAAUGACCUGGGUUUAACUCCUGUUGUUAAUGACCUGGGUUUAACUCCUGUUGUUAAUGACCUGGGUUUAACUCCUAUAGUCUAUAAAUCCUUAGAGAUGUUCUAAUGUUAAUAUGGCUAAAUGCUGGAAUAAAGGCUCAGAAUUCUUUCAAUAAAAUGCUAACUCUCAACUUUAA
Esox lucius (northern pike) is the source of this 5142-nucleotide messenger RNA. RefSeq names its product patatin-like phospholipase domain containing 2 (gene pnpla2). Gene Ontology annotation, molecular function: triacylglycerol lipase activity. The record is from RefSeq and is a predicted model, not a curated record. The coding region runs from base 424 to 1992 and encodes 522 amino acids. Gene Ontology annotation, biological process: triglyceride catabolic process; positive regulation of triglyceride catabolic process; lipid homeostasis. Lineage: Eukaryota; Metazoa; Chordata; Actinopteri; Esociformes; Esocidae. Gene Ontology annotation, cellular component: cytoplasm; lipid droplet; membrane. The transcript has 9 exons.